AUGCGAACCCAGAAGCUGGUGAGGUUGACGGUGUUGCAACAUCUCCGAAACCACUAUGGUAUAAGGAUCAAGAGCUCUCGACGGGGGGAGGUAGAAGACCUGCAGGAGUCAGCAAAUGAAGCUAAGGGAAAACUAUUUGGAGUACCGAUUUCUAAACUACCCCACUCAUUUGUUCCAGGAUAUGGAAAUAUUCCAAGCUUUCUUGUUGAUGCUUGCACAAGUUUGGAAAAAUAUGCUCAUAUUGAGGGGCUUUUUAGGAAAUCUGGAUCAUGUAUCCGUCUGAAAGCACUGAAGAGCAAAUUGGAUUGUGAUGAAAGGUGUCUAGAUGAUGCACUUUCGUGUGAUAUCUCAGGACUUCUUAAGCAAUUUUUUAGGGAGUUGCCACAACCCAUCCUUCCAGUUAAUUUGCAAGAAGCUCUUAUCAAAGCUCAACAUUUGGAAACAGAGAAGAGUACUGCUACAAUAUUGAUCUCUUGUCUUAUGCCUGACAAUAUAAUUUCCAUAUUACGAUACUUCUUCAACUUUCUCAGGAAUAUUUCUCUUAGAGCUGAUGAGAAUAUGAUGGAUAGCGGUAAUCUUGCAGUAAUACUUGCUCCAAACCUCUUUCAGUCAAGUGAUAGUCAGGAAAAAAUGUCAGCCAACACAGAAAAAAAGCUUCGACUUCAAGUUGCAGUAAUAAAGACCUUAAUUGAUUGUGCAGCUGAUAUAGGAUGUCUGCCAGCGUUUAUCUUAGAAAAACUUCCAGUCAUGUUGGGUCUGGAUGGUGCCUGUUCCUCCCAGGCUGUAGAGGGCUAUGAAGAAAGUGAAUAUGAGUCUUCUAUUGCACAGAAGAGAAAAAGAAGACAGACUAUAGGCAAUUUUGUUACUGGAGCACUGAAUAAGCUUAAAUCUAACAGAACGCCCUCCUCUACACCUCAGCAAGAGAAAACUGCUUUGCAAUCAGUGACACCAGUGUUUGUUACACCUAAUACAAAACGAAAACUACCAAUGGAUUCUUCUUCACAUGGCUAUUCAAGCAAAAAAAUGAAGUCUAUUCUAGACAGUUUCAACAUUGAGUUCUUACCAAGUAGUCUCUUCCAUGGUGUUUCAACACCAGCAUCAGUUCAAUUUUUAGAUAGUCCUGGAACAUCUUCUCAGAAUUCAGUCUCCCCCAUAGCUGUCAGUGGAAAUCUGUCCAAUACAAGUGUUCAGAGGCGAAGUAAAAGGAUUGCAAGCAAAAAAGUAUGCAGGGUGGAAUCAGGGAAAGCAGGUUGCUUCUCCCCUAAGAUAAGUCGUAAAGAAAAGCUCCGAAGAUCUCUUCGUCUUAAGUUUAGUCUGAAGAAAAGUAGCAGAGAUGUAAACAGAUAUUCCGGAGUGACAAGACAUGAACAUGUUGGACGACGACUUGCAAGUCAACAAGAUUUUAAAAAUAGAAUUCAGUCUGUAAAAACUGGACUCCUUUUCAGCCCAGAUGUUGAUGAAAGGUUAACAAAGAAAGGGUCAAAACAUAUCAGCAAAUCUGAGGAAAACUUGCUAACUCCAGAACAAACAGAUGGUAUGAAUUACCAAAUGUCUUGGACUAAACCUAAUACAAGUUUUCAAGAAAUUAGUACAAAUGGGACAUCACUUCUUGUGGGAACCUUUGAAAAGGAAAACAAUCCUUCUGGACCUGUUUUUACGGUUGAAAUGUCACCUGAAUUUCCCUGUGAAACUACAGAUAUUAAUGUAAAUGAUCAGCAUGAAAACAGCUUAACUGGGAACUCAAUAAAAGGAGAUGAAAAUAGUUUAACCACAGAAACUUUAAUGAAAGUUCAGAAAGCAUUUUCUGAAUCUGGAAGUAAUCUUAAUACUUUGAUAAGUGACAAACCUACAUCAGGGUAUGAUUCAAGGAAAGAAAACUUAAAUGAAAUACCCAAUGUAGAAUUUAGCCCAGAGGAAAAUAUAUUUGAAGCUAAAGACUAUGAUGAAGUGACAAUGAUAUCGAAGGAAAAGCAUGAUGAAAAUCAUACCAAUAAAGAGAAUUCCAUUGUUUCAGAAAGAAACUUCUUAGUUGGUCAAAUUCAAAAUCAGGUAAAAGAUACAACUAUGGAAUCUCAUACAAUUCAGAAAACAAUUAAGUCAGAUGAAAAUCUUCAUUUAAAUACUUCCUUGGACUAUUUAAAUGAGCAAGAAUUUCCCAGGAAUGACCAAACAAAUAAACAAGAACUCCCUGGAGUAAAAGAAAUCCUUACAAUACAAGAGACUAAAACUAAUAUUAAAGAAAAUGAACCAAGUUGUUCUAAUUCUGAGGAAGUUGUGACUAAAUCUUUAGGGCAGGUUACAUGUCAUAUAUCAAAGUUACAAAAGCCUAGGAACAUAAGAAGUAUUAAGCAGCAGUCAUUGGUCCAAACUUGUGAUAAAACUCUUUCAGGGGAUUUUCAAAUGUCAGAACAUGGAAAGGUUUCAGACCACAUACAUUGGUUUAACAAACUUUCAUUAAAUGAUGAUUCAAGGACUGAAAGCAAAGUUAAGUCACCUCUAAAGUUUCAGCGUACUCCUGUUCGUCAGUCUGUCAGAAGGAUAAAUUCCUUAAUAGAGGUGUAUAGACAACCGGAAAAGUACAGAUCAGUCAGUGCUAAAGAGAUGCCUUCCCCAUUGGUUAAAUCUGUAAGCUGUGAUGGUGCUCUUUCCUCUCAUAUAGAAAAUACAUCAAGUACUUCCUCUGCUGCUCUUUGUUAUUCAGAUCAUAAGCAAGAGCAAAAGUCUAUGCCACCUGACCAGUCAAGCACAGAGCCAACUUCUAAAUCAAGCUCAGAGUUAUCUUCUAAAUCUUACUCAGUGGUGAAGAGACUCUCAGACUCAUGGAAUACUUCUCUGAGACCUUCAAGAGUUUGCAAACAGAAGGUGAUACUUGGUAGCCAAAUAAAGUCAGUCUUGGAUGACCUAACUAAUCAUGAAUCAUUAAAAUCUGUUGUAAAUACAAGUACCACUUUUUCUGUUGGUACACAAGAAAAGAAUAUUGUCAGAAAGCCAUCAGGAAGAGAAAGGGUUUGGUAUAAAGGUUCUCCAAAGAAUCCCAUAGCAAAGGUUCAGCUACUGCCAACAACUAAGCCUCUGGAAUUGUAG
Molecule: messenger RNA, 3084 nt
Organism: Gracilinanus agilis (Agile Gracile Mouse Opossum)
Lineage: Eukaryota; Metazoa; Chordata; Mammalia; Didelphimorphia; Didelphidae
Gene: ARHGAP11A
Product: Rho GTPase activating protein 11A
Exons: 12
Coding region: 1-3084 (1027 amino acids)
Biological process (GO): signal transduction
Source: RefSeq, a predicted model, not a curated record